Messenger RNA from Orcinus orca (killer whale), 2452 nucleotides. It is a transcript of the gene URAD, whose product is annotated as ureidoimidazoline (2-oxo-4-hydroxy-4-carboxy-5-) decarboxylase. Gene Ontology annotation, molecular function: carboxy-lyase activity. The record is from RefSeq and is a predicted model, not a curated record. Gene Ontology annotation, biological process: allantoin metabolic process. NCBI's taxonomy places the organism in Eukaryota, Metazoa, Chordata, Mammalia, Artiodactyla, Delphinidae.
UCUUUAUAUUUUAAAAUUCUGACCCCUCCUUUCCUUUGACUUUAUCUUCCACAGUAUUUUUUUAAUUUUAUUUUUUUAAUUGAAGUGUAGUUAAUUUACAAUGUUGUGUUAGUUUCAGGUGUACAGCAAAGUUAUUCAGUUAUAUGUAUAUAUGUAUAUUCUUUUUCAUAUUCUUUUCCAUGAUGGUUUGUCACAGGAUAUUGAAUAUAGUUCCCUGUGCUCUACAGUAGGACCUUGUUGUUUAUCCCAUUCUAUAUAUAAUAGUUUACAUCUUCUGACCCCAAACACCCAGUUUUUCCUUCCUCCACCCCCUGCCCCUUGGCAACCACAAAUAUCUAUGUUCUCUAUGUCUUCUUCCACAGGAUUUUCGUUUUGAGUAUACAUAAAAGGUAUCAGGGUGAGAAAUUUAAUCUAUGUGGUCAUCUGGUCAACUAAUUCACCCCAUGGUGUUUAUUACAUGCCUCCUGAGGUCUCGGUUCUUGGCACCCAGGACACAAGCAAACCAGACACACUGUCUCCAGGCUCAUAGAAUUCACUGUGGCUGAGAGGUGAUACGAAAAUAAAUAGAAUAAGCAAGGGGAUUUCAGAUAAGGUUAGAUAUAUUCAGGAAGAAAAUAACACAUAACGGUGUCUGGGCGACAACUGAGAAUGGGGCAGAAUGAUUCCUUAGACACUGCUUCUUGUUGAGUGAGAGUUUAUUAGAUACUUAUUGUGUGAAGCAUUUGAAAUGCAGAGAAAGAGUAAAACAUACUACCUGUUCUCCACAGCAGUAGCAACAAGACGGGACAUGGAAUUUCAAGCAGGUCGACUUGUGACCUGCCUGGGUUACCAGGGAAAUCUUCCCUGGGACAACAUUGACAUGAAAAUGCUAAUGGCACAAAAAGCCUAUCGACCUUGAGUGCUGAGAGUGAAUAUGGCCCCUGCCGGCUUAGAUGGUGGGAAGAGCUUGGUUGGAUAGCCUUACCCCUUUGCAAGACCUCUGCUCCCUGGAUUAGACCUUAAGCCUGUGUUUGUUGAUUGCACAAGUACUCUGGAUCGGCUUCUCCCAGAGGCAUUUAAAACAUGCCAAACUGGUGUUGCAUAAAAAACAAGCCUAUGCAUUCAGCAAAUAUAACUCGGCGAGCAGAGACGCGUCUCUCACUCACCCGGAGGGGAGCCCAGGUCCUGCUGCCGCCAGUGGAACACAGGCGAUGGACAUUGAGAAGGUCAACUCCAUGGACUUUGGAGAAUUUGUGGAUGUGUUUGGGAGUGUCAUCGAGAGAUGUCCUCUGAUUGCCCCCGCCGUGUUCUCCCAGCGCCCGUUCUCUGACUUGGAAGAUUUAGAGCAGCACUUUUUUGUCUUUACUGAUGCUCUUCCACAGUCGGGCCAGGAGGGCGUCCUGCGCUGCCACCCGGACCUGGCGGGCCGCGAGCUGCAGCGGGGCGAGCUCAGCGCCGAGUCGCAGCGGGAGCAGAGCGCCGCGGGCCUCACGAGCCUGGGCGCGGCCGAGCGGCUCUGGCUGGCCGAGCUCAACGCGCAGUACCGCGCGCGCUGCGGCUUCCCCUUUGCGCUCGCCGCGCGCCUCAGCAACCGGGCGGCGGUGCCCCGCGAGCGGGCGCGCCGGCUGCACUGCCCACCCGCGCAGGAGCUGAACACCCCACUGGGCGAGGUGAAGAAGAUGGGCCGCCGGCGUCUCGCCGACCUCCUCGGGAGCCAAGCCGCCGAGUCGUAGCGGCCGCGCCAGCCAGCGACCCGGGACGCACGUCGUGACGCGCGAGGGCCGCGGGCGCGCGCGCUGCGCUUGGAACAGCGUCCACACCCGCGCACAAAGGCCGGGGAGAACCGAGGCAGUCUUACGAAUAAUAAGCCCUUUGGUCCAGCUACCCGCAUGCUCACGCUUUGCCGAAAUAGAUAGUUGCGUGCUUUUCGGCCCCCGCUCCCCGCGCCGCUCCCGAUUUAUCCAGCUCCCUGCUCCAAUUCUUCACUCCCUUAGCGGCCCGCUGACACCAGCUUUUGCGGAUUCCAGGGCGCUAAUCGAGCUCUCUCUGGCUCCCCACCCUCUCCUGCAAACCCCAGGCGCAAAGCAAAACAGACGGAAAAGGAAGCUUUUAUUCCUCAGCGGUUUGUCUGUUUCUUUUUUCUUCUCCCACCUUAGUUGCUGCACGCGACAUUUACAUGUGAGUGGAAGCGCCUCUCUGGCUCUGGGACACGAACGGGAGCCAGAGCUGGGACAGCAAAGCGCCGGGGAAGCAGCGUGCGGGGGGACGGCGGGCAGGAGAGAGCCCCGCAGGGGCCGGUAUUGCGGAGGCGCCCCGUGGAGCAGAGAAGGCUGGGAGCGGGGGCUCUCUAGGAUGGACGGGCCUGAAGUUCAGGGCCAGCGGCCUCCCGUCUCUCCCGGGGGGUGGGCCCAGGAGAGCUGGUUUGUCAGAGUCCUUGGAAACCAUAAGUCAUUAAACAUAAUUUUUAAAAUAA